Anopheles merus is the source of this 4259-nucleotide messenger RNA. Its product is annotated as xanthine dehydrogenase 1-like. The record is from RefSeq and is a predicted model, not a curated record. Lineage: Eukaryota; Metazoa; Arthropoda; Insecta; Diptera; Culicidae. Bases 247 to 4122 code for a protein of 1291 amino acids. Gene Ontology annotation, molecular function: iron ion binding; oxidoreductase activity; FAD binding. The transcript is spliced from 9 exons.
CGAUGUGAUCAUCACUCGCUCACGAUCAGUCGUAGUGAGAGGAACGUGUCUCUAGCGUCGGUCCCUCGUGUUUUGUUACGCGUCUGUUUUUUGUUUUGUGCAGUUCUUUUAGUGUUGCUUCUUCUGGUGCUUCGUAUUCAUAUUACCCUCCUAUUGCUGUUUGUCCUUGAAGCGGACAAUUUCACAGCUUUCGCAUUUUAUAGCAAUUCUACCCAAAGUGUACUAAAAAGAGAUUAAAUUAAGGCAAUGUUCUCAACACUCGGUAGCUACAUUUGGGGAAGUUCGGAAGGCGAUAGCCCCCUAACGGAAGUCACCUUUACAAUCAACGGCAAGCCCUACACCGUUGAUGCGGGUAAGAUUUCGGUCGAUACGUCGCUGAACACGUUCAUCCGCAACCAUGCCCAACUGACCGGUACCAAGUUCAUGUGCCUCGAAGGUGGCUGCGGUGCCUGCGUCGUCAACGUGAACGGGCUGCAUCCGGUCACCAAGGAGAAGAAAUCAUGGGCAGUCAAUUCGUGCCUGUUCCCGGUCUACGCAUGCCACGGGCUGGACGUGCUAACGGUGGAAGGAAUUGGCAACCGCAAGGAUGGCUACCAUCCGAUCCAGCAACGGUUGGCGCAUCUGAAUGGGACGCAGUGUGGCUACUGCUCUCCCGGUAUGGUCAUGAACAUGUACAGCCUGAUGGAAGCGAACCGCGGCGCUAUCUCGAUGGAGGACGUUGAAAAUGCGUUCGGUGGCAAUAUCUGCCGCUGUACCGGGUAUCGGCCCAUACUGGAUGCGUUUAAAUCGCUGGCAGUCGAUGCCGAUGAGAAGCUGCUCGAUGCCUGUCAGGAUAUCGAAGAUCUGACCAAGACGUGCCCCAAAACGGGAAGUGCGUGUGCGGGCAAGUGCCCGUCGGCGCUGGAUCGUGCCGAAGCGAAGCGUCCGGUGCGGUUGGUGUUUGAAGAUGCGAAGGAAUGGCACCGGGUGUCGCAGGUAGCCGACAUCUUUGCGAUCUUUGAGCAGAUUGGCACCAAACCGUGCAUGCUGGUCGCGGGCAAUACGGCGCACGGUGUCUAUCGACGUAGUCCAUCGCUGCAGGUGUUUAUCGACAUCAAUGCAGUUGAGGAGCUGCACACGCACUCAGUAAGCAAUAGUGAGCUGGUGGUCGGCGCCAGCGUGUCGCUGACGGAGUUUAUGCAAAUACUGGACACCGCGGCAAACAAAAGUCCAAACUUUGCCUACUGCAAGCAGCUCGAGAAGCAUAUCGAUCUAAUUGCCAACGUGCCGGUACGCAGUGCUGGCACUAUCGCGGGCAACUUGAGCAUUAAGAACCAGCACCACGAGUUCCCGUCGGAUAUGUAUCUGAUUUUGGAGGCGGUCGGUGCCAAGCUGACACUGGUUGAAGCGGGCGGAAAAACGAGCCUCAUAUCGCCGUCCGAGUUCGUCCAGCUUGAUAUGCAGAAAAAGCUGCUAAAAUCGGUCACUCUGCCAGCGCUCGAUGGCACGCACUAUGUCUUCCGAUCGUUCAAGGUAAUGCCACGAUCGCAGAAUGCCCACGCGUACGUCAACGGUGCCUUUUUGACCAAGUUUGCCGAGGACGGUGUGACGGUGGAGUCGAUACGUAUCUGCUUCGGCGGAAUUAAUCCAGAGUUCACCCAUGCCACGUCGACGGAAUCAUUCCUUGUGGGCAAGAACCUGUUCGACGCAGAAACGAUCCAAGCCACGAUGAACCAGCUGAGCAACGAGAUCCGUCCCGAUUGGGUCCUACCGGAUGCAUCGUCCGAGUAUCGCAAGAACCUGGCAAUGGCGCUGUACUACAAGUAUCUGCUGAACGUAGCCCCGGACGGCACGGUACUGGUGAAACCGUCCUUCCGUUCUGGUGGUACCGUCCUGGAGCGACCACUCUCCUCCGGCCAACAGUCGUUCGACACUUACGAGCGUAACUGGCCCCUUACGAAGAACAUUCCCAAAAUUGAGGCACUCGCGCAAACAUCGGGCGAGGCUAAGUUUACCAACGAUUUGCCUGUCCAGCCCGGGGAGCUGUAUGCCGCGUUUGUGAUCGCUACCAAGCCCCACACACGCAUCGGCAAAAUAGAUGCCACCGAUGCGUUGAAAUAUCCCGGCGUGGUUGCUUUCUACUCCGCGAAAGACAUCCCCGGCACGAACAACUUCAUGCCCGCCAGCCUCGGCAACCAGGAGGUGGAAGAGAUCUUCUGCAGCGGUGAGGUCCUGUACCACGGCCAGCCCGUCGGUGUGAUCGUGGCAGAAACGUUCAACCAGGCCAAUCACGCUGCCACCCUGGUCAACAUUCUGUACGAACGCACCACGCAGCCGCAACCCAUCUAUCCCACUCUCAAAUCCCUCGUCGACAAUCAAACCAAAACGCGCAUCUUCGACGAACCCGUCACAACAACGCGCCGCGGAUCGAGCUACCGUGUGAAGGUGUCGGCCGCCCGGAAGGUAACGGGACGGUUCGAAAUGGCCGGCCAGUACCACUACACGAUGGAGACGCAAACCUGCGUGUGCGUACCGAUCGAGGACGGUAUAGAUGUGCACAGCUCAACGCAGUGGGUCGACCUGUGUCAGGUGGCGAUCGCAUCGAUGCUGAAGGUGUCGGAGAACAGCCUCAACUUUACCGUCCGCCGGCUGGGCGGUGGCUACGGUUCGAAGAUUUCACGCGCCGGACAGAUCGCUUGUGCCUGCGCAUUGGCCGCCCAUCUGCAGAAUCGCCCCGUGCGGUUCGUGCUGACGAUCGAGUCGAACAUGAGCUCGAUCGGGAAGCGGUACGGCUGCAUCGCCGACUACGAGGUGGACGUGGAGAGUAACGGCCGGUUCGUGAAGCUGACCAACAACUACAUGCAGGAUUAUGGCGCGUCGCUGAACGAAUCGGUCGGCGAGGCGACGACCGAGUUCUUUAACAAUUGCUACGACACCAAGACGUGGAAGGUGGUGGGCAAGGCGGCCAAAACGGAUGCACCGAGCAAUACCUGGUGCCGGGCGCCGGGCACAACGGAGGGCAUCGCGAUGAUUGAGAACAUUAUGGAGCACGUCGCGUGGGAGCUGGGACUGGAUCCGCUCGAGCUGCGGCUGGCCAACAUGCCCGAGGGUAGCAAGAUGCGGGAGCUGCUGCCACAGUUCCGCGCGGACGUGGAGUACAACCAGCGGAAGGCAGCGAUCGACCAGUUCAAUGUGGACAAUCGGUGGCGCAAGCGUGGCAUCGCCAUUUCGCUGAUGCGCUAUCCGCUCGGGUACUUCGGUGCGUUGCAUGCGCUCGUAGCGAUCCAUGCCGGGGAUGGGUCCGUUUCGGUAACGCACGGUGGCAUCGAGAUGGGCCAGGGCAUGAACACGAAGGCGGCCCAGGUGGCGGCGUACGUGCUCGGACUGCCGCUGGAGAAGAUCAGCAUCAAGCCGACGACGAGUUUGACUUCGCCUAACGCCAUCGUCACCGGUGGCAGCAUGACCAGUGAGGCCGUGUGCUAUGCCGUCAAGAAAGCGUGUGAGAUACUGCUCGAACGCAUCAAACCGGUACGCGAUGCGCAUAAGGACGCACCGUGGGAAACCGUUACCCAGCUCUGUUACGCAGGCAAUGUGGACCUGUGCGCUACCUAUCAGUACCGUGCGACCGAGCUGAAGCCUUACAUCAUCUGGGGCUUAAGCUGUGCCGAGGUGGAGGUGGAUGUGCUCACGGGCAAUGUGCAGCUGCGCCGCGUCGAUAUACUGGAGGAUACUGGAGAAAGCUUGAGUCCCGGCAUUGACGUUGGACAAAUUGAGGGUGCGUUCAUUAUGGGUGUCGGGUACUGGCUGACUGAAGCGUUGGUAUACAAUGCUGAGGACGGUGCCCUGCUUACGAACCGUACCUGGACGUACAAGCCGCCAGGUGCGAAGGACAUUCCGGUGGACUUCCGCGUACGCUUCCUGCAGAAGAGCUCCAAUCCGGCCGGUGUGCUCCGGUCCAAGGCAACCGGUGAACCGGCGCUGAAUAUGUCAAUCGUGGUACUAUUUGCACUGCGCAAUGCAUUGCGUUCGGCUAGGAAGGAUGCGGGACUGGCGGACGAUUGGAUCUCCAUGGGUACCGCGUCCACGCCGGAUCAGGUACAUCUGCUUGCCGGGAAUUCGAUCGAGCAGUACAAACUGAAUUAACAUCAAGAUAGUGAUUUCCUUAUCUUACAUAUGGUGCUGGAUAUUGAUAUUAAAUAUUCAUUUAUGAGUAUACAUUAUAUACAUCUAUUCUUGCAGAGAGAAAAAAUGCAAUAAACAUUAUCAUUUAAACAUCUGUA